AUGCGUCCUUCCUACAUGAUGGUAGUGGGUGCUGCAACCCUCUCCAGCUUUGCCACGGCCAGUGAGUUCCCACGUCUCGCUCCGGGCUGUGAGAAUGCCGACUGCAGCACGAUUCCUCCUCCCAAAGUGAUCCGAGGCAUCAUGUCCGUUCGCGACGAUCGCUGUCAGUACUCCUGCCACGUGCGCAAGCAGCGGGCUGCGUCUCAGAGGCAGGCGCGGGCAAUGGCGGCCGACGGCGCCGCCGAGGUGCCAGUGUACGAGGCGGGCGAGGAGGGCUGGGCGGCCAGCCAUGCGGCAGACCGCAAGACACCCGACCUUGGCCUGGAUGGCGGCGCCCUCGCUGCCAUCUUGGGCGGCACCACCAAGCGCCAUGGCAAGCGCGCUGGCACGGAUGCGGCGCCGCAGGUUCCGGUCGGCCAGUUUGACGUGGCCGUCACCAACAUCCCUCGCAGAAGCGAGGGCGUGUGCAAGUUCCAGAUGGAUGUCAUCGAAGCCCCUGGCGCUGCUGGAGCCGCCAUCAUGUGCCCGGCUGGCGGCACCGCCAUGCUCGACGGCAUGACGCGCUCGACGGCGGCGCUGUUCGCAGCUCGUCUGGCCGUCGAGUAUGACUCCAGCUGCGAGAUCAGCGACGCUACCUCUUAUCACGUCAUGGACGACCCCGAUGCCAGCCUCCUGGUGUUCAGCCGGGGCGACAAUGAGCAAAGCAGGAACACGGUGCUAGGGCAGAAGACUGAAGUCUUCUUCCUGAACUGCGGCGCCGUGUUUGUGAGCCAGCCAACGACGGGAUUCUCGGGUAGUUACGUGGCUGCCCAGGUCAGGAUGAUUCGCGAUUCGCGUGGCCUAGUCCCCUUGAUGGCCGAGUUCAUGCCCGCAUCUGUUUGGGGUGACAAGCCGCCAUCGGACUACAGCGUCAAGAACCCGCCAGCCUGGUUCAAGGAAGCGGCUGCAGAGGUGUCCAGGCGCUGA
Messenger RNA from Akanthomyces muscarius, 966 nucleotides. RefSeq lists its product as uncharacterized. The record is from RefSeq and is a predicted model, not a curated record. The transcript has a single exon. Bases 1 to 966 code for a protein of 321 amino acids. NCBI's taxonomy places the organism in Eukaryota, Fungi, Ascomycota, Sordariomycetes, Hypocreales, Cordycipitaceae.